Molecule: messenger RNA, 3414 nt
Organism: Lithohypha guttulata
Lineage: Eukaryota; Fungi; Ascomycota; Eurotiomycetes; Chaetothyriales; Trichomeriaceae
Gene: BBC1
Product: assembly of actin patch protein
Exons: 1
Coding region: 1-3414 (1137 amino acids)
Biological process (GO): protein transport to vacuole involved in ubiquitin-dependent protein catabolic process via the multivesicular body sorting pathway
Cellular component (GO): ESCRT-0 complex
Molecular function (GO): protein binding
Source: RefSeq, a predicted model, not a curated record
AUGACGGUCCCCUUUAAAGUAAAAGCGGUGUACGAAUACAAAUCGGAAGAGCCGGACGACCUCAAUUUCGAGAAUGGUCAGAUUAUCACAGUAACGGAGGACGAUGAUCCAGAUUGGUAUACUGGAGACUACACAUCCUCAGCGGGUCAAAAGUUGGAAGGUAUAUUUCCCAGAAAUUUCGUAGAGAAAUACGAACCCGCGAUACCUACAAGACCUGCUCGAGUCUCCAGGAGAGCUCCUCAACCUGAACCAGCCACGGAGCCUGAACCUUCACGGAUAGAGACGAAGUCAUAUUCGCCUAUUGCAGCCCUUCCUGCAGCAUAUGAGCCAUCGAGAGAGGCUGAGAUCGAGCCUCCUAAGCAGUUCUCCGAGCCUACACCGGCGUCCAAAGUCGAGCCACAACCUCCAGCUGUAGAGGAGCCAAAACCAAUGACGUCAAAGAAGGCUCCUCCUCCAGUCGUCGAGAAGCCGUCCUCUUUCAAGGAUCGUAUAGCUGCGUUCAACAAGCCAGCUGCUGCGCCUGUGGCCCCCUUCAAACCCCCAGCAACUGGUCAAUCCUUUAUCAAGAAGCCGUUUGUUGCUCCACCACCAAGUCGAAAUGCGUUCGUUCCUCCACCACGAGAUCUUCCACCACCAACAGUUUACAGGAGGGAGGAGGAGCCCGAAAUGGAAGAGCAAGAACAAGAACAUGUGCCUCCUCCAGUCGUGGUAUCUGAGAGGACCACGACAGAAGAGGAAGAUCAACCCAAGACCGAAACCUUAAAAGAGCGGAUCGCAAGAUUGCAGGCGCAGCAGCUUGAAAAUGCACAGCGACAAGCUGAAUCCACCAAGAAAAAGGAGAAACCUAAGAGACCUGUCAAGUCUCGAACUGAGUCAUCUGAUGCCGUUCCUGAGGUAGAAGAGGAAGGUGCUGCGCUUGAACAAACUUCUACGGAAAGACCACGACAUGAAGAGGAACGUCGACAAUCCUUGGAAGAGCAGACUGUGAACACUCCUCCACUGCCCUCCCGAGAACUAGUUAGCGAUACUAAUGAUGCCGACGAUUCGGGUGCUGCAGAUACCGAGGACCCUCAAGAUUUAUCGACUGAGGAAGAGAGGCCAAGGCCAAAGUCAAUCAAAUCUCCGCCCACAGCUGUGAACGACACUCCGCCCGAGCAGGAAGUGGGCGAGGAAGAUGCAGAAGAGGACGAGGAUCCUGAGAUCCGAAGAAGACGCGAGCUAAGAGAACGAAUGGCCAAGAUGAGCGGUGGAAUGGGCAUGAUGGGAAUGUUUGGGGGUGGGGCUGGCGCAGCUUCUGUCCCAAAGAGAGCAAAAUCCACAAGGGAGGAUCGACAUCCAGAAUCAGAACAAGUGGAAAAUAUACACAGAGCGCCUCCUAUACCCAUCAUGGCUCUUCCCGGAAUGGCGCAGAACAAAUCAAUACCGAAACCUGCUCCACCAAUAGACUCUGAUGAGGAAGUCGACCCUGCUAUACCUACCCCGCAGGCUCAUCAAGAAGCAGCUCAACCAGAGGACUAUGUCUCACACAGACCUUCCAGACGAUCAACCGAGCGGUCUCAGCCAUUGUCGCCGCGUGACAGAGCGCCUCCACCCCUACCUGAAGCUCGUCCGGAGCCCUUGCAAUCCCCUGGAGAGCGUCCUGUACCACCUCCGCCUCCACCUACUGCGAGAGCCGAAGUCCCUCCACUACUUGAGCCCGAAGAUGAUGAUGGAUCAAUUUAUGCAAAGCCCUUACCAACUGCCAUUUCUCGUGCUGUACCUCCACCACCUCUCAUCCAAUCACAAGCUCCAUCAGCCCAAGAACGUGCAGUACCACCUAUCCCAACGUCUCCUAUUUCGCCACAAUCGAGGGCUCCUCCUCCACCUCCGCCAGGUCAGCAACCUCCCAGAAGAUCCACCAACCAGUCCAGCAUCGUAUCGCCUCUCAGAGAUGAUAGUGAGGAUGAAGUAACCGAGUACGACGGUGACUAUGACACAGAUAUCGCUUCUAGCGCAAAACACAAAGAUGCUCGUAAGUCGCAUCACAGAGAGGCUAGUCUUGAAGAAAGCACAUUGAGCGAUGACACAGAAGACAGGACAAGCACUAUACGUGCGGCUCCUCCACCAAUUCCAAACAUAGCGUCUCGAGAUGCGGCUCCGCAGAGGUCAAGAGAUUCGUUCGACGCACCUCGAGCCGCUCCACCGCCGUUACCGCCAACGACGGUUAGACCCAGGGAGUCUCUAGAUGUGCCGAGAGCCGCACCUCCUCCAGUUCCACCGCCACAAGUCGCACCAAGAGAGUCGGUUGAGUUGCCACGAGCUGCUCCUCCACCAGUCCCGCAAUCGCCAGUGGUCAACGACGAUUACGAUCCAUAUCGGUAUUCACAGCAGUCCCUUGGCCCAGUGGUAGCCGAUCUGAGAAAGGCCACAGAUGAGUACAACGACGAUCAAGAAGAAGCCCCCGAAGUGCCUCAUCAUGCACCUCCUCUGAUGGAGCGAGCAGCUCCGCCUCUGCCACCACACCAAGCUCACAUGCAUCAGGAGCCUGAAUCAACAUCUAUGUCUGGUGCACUUGCCGCUCCCCCGAGCAGAUCAAUCGAGCUUGGCCGCAGUAACAGCCGCAGAUCAGCCGAUGUGUCGAGACCAAGCAUGGAUCAAGGUUUCAUCGCUGCAGAUAUAGAUCUUGCGCAAUCCUCAAUGUGGUGGAUAAGAGAUAAUACACCGCCACCGUCUUUGCUGAAUCGAUCGGACGUUCUUUGGGAGGUCGAGUCAUCCACAACUCAAAAACGUGGGGGUCGUUCUUCUGUGUCCCGUGAUAUCUACAUUCUCUACCAAGACUACUCUCAGUCCACUGUCAACGCAACUUACGACUCUCAUGAGCCGACACAUGUCUCGUUUGAGCAAAGUCACUCUCGUCCACCCAUGCCACCGCGCAAAGACCAACUUGAAUCCGCCUCCGAAAGCUUUGGCGUGCAAAUAGCCAAGUCAGCUGAGAAAGCUCUAGGUAGUACCAUUGGCGAAGGUACAGCACAAGAGUUUGUUCUCAGCCUCAUUCGUCCUCUUCAAACAGCACUACUACCCAUUGGUCUUCGUUCUUAUGGUGCGCUCGUUUAUGCAAAUCUGGCCAACGCUAGCACUCAACAGCAUGAUGAAAUCCGACCUGGUGAUAUUAUCACCUUUCGUGGCGCAAAAUUCGCUGGCCACAAAGGCGGCUUACACCAGAAGUAUGCGCAGGAUAUCGGUGCUCACGUCGCUGUUGUGAUUGACUGGGAUGGUACUAAGAAGAAGAUCAGGGCAUGGGAGCAAGGCGUGCAAGAAAAAGGCAAGAAGAGUAAAGUUCGCGAAGAGAGCUAUCGUGUCGGAGAUCUGAAGAGUGGUGAGGUACGUGUGUGGAGGGUCAUGCCGCGAAGUUGGGUGAAUUGGGGCAGCGGGUGA